UGGUGCUAUCACAUACAGACAGCUAAUAGUUAUAUUUUUAAAUUAAAGGUGAUGUCCCUUGAUUCUCACUUUCCGGUCAUCUCUUCUAAUAGCUCUAUUAUAGUAAUCAAUUACAUAUAAACUCUGAUCUAACAAAGUACCAAAGUAUGCUUCCUAUCUUUUGGGACCAGUUGUUUGUGUGGGUUGCCCUGUUAAUGCCAACUGGGAAUUUUCAACUGUUCAUGAAUAGCACAUUGGAACAAAGCAGUGGUGCCUGGCUAAUCUGCAUAAUUGCAAAACAAUUGGCUGCAUAUAUGAAUUCACUUGUCAAUGGGAAUGCUCUGUCUACAGGAGUGUUUUAUUUGCGUUUGCACUUAGUCUUGGAUGCUCUUGUAUGAGUAUACCCUUCAAUCAUGGAAUUAUGGAUAUCUUACAGUUACAAAUAUAACCUACUGAAAAAGAAAAUUUAGUAGCCAAACAUAACUACAGGUCAUCAUUCACCUGAAAAAAUGUACAAUGUUCGGCCUGCGUUUAAGCAAACAUGAAAGUGGUAAAUUGAAAUGAUACUUUAUUACUAUCAUUUGCAACAGAAGGGGAAAUCUUAUGCAUUUAUCAGGUGAGGUUUUGCUGUCACAACCUUAGUAUCAAAGGCAGGGCUCCACUCUUAACAAAUCAAAGAGUUUCGGAGCAUUAGCCGUCUGAAGAUAGCUGGAAGCGGCUAAUGCUUUGAAACGCCUGUGUGACCCUGUUGCUAGGAGCUCCAUGGGGACUAAUCAAUGGCGUGUUACUGUGGGAGACUUGGAAAAACUCUCAGAGCAAACCACCGGAUCAGGGGAUCAAUGUGGCUCACAGGUCCUCUGCCGGCUCCUCAUUAUCAUUCUGCCAUCCUCGCGCUAUCAGUUCUGUUGAAAUGAAAUUAAAUGAAGAGCUGGCAGGCUAAGCAGGCCGAACACCUGGCAAGACUGGGUCUGUGAACGGCUCUGUGUCGAAGCGGAAACAAAAAAAAUGACUCUCUUUGUUUAGCCUACCAGAAGGGCAGAUUUUUUGCAAGGCACGGUGGACAUUUGGCAUCCAAAUAUUUAUCAUUUUUGCAUAUUUUUGCAGUAGGAAAUGAAUGCUUCCCUCGCGUUGCCGUGAGAUUGCCGCUCUCCUUGUCCCGGUCUUGGUUACGGCGGGAGAUUGGCUGUGGUGGGUUACUGGAUGUCGCUUUUGCAGGUCUUUUCAGUACUCCUUUCAGACCGUCUCACUGAGCAGACGGCCUGCUGGGGCGUCCAAUAGGAUGUUCCUGUUGACGGGGAGCAAGGGGCCACAGGGAGCAGGGAAUGAAAGGAGGACAGUCUACCAGAAGAUCCGGGAGUACGAUCUUCUGGAGAAGAAGAAAACGGUGACCGCGCUGAAGCCGGGCGAAGACAGGGCCAUUCUCCUGGGCCUGAUCAUGAUCCUGUCCUCAUUCAUGAUGUUCUUUCUCCUGGGCAUAACCAUGGUGCGCUCCUACUCAGACAGCGUGUGGACGGAGGAGUCCAGCUGCACUGUCCUCAAUGCCAGCAUCACAGCGGAGAUGAACUGCACCUACAGCUGCGGCUCCGACUGCUGGAGGGGCUCAAAGUACCCCUGCCUGCAGGUGUUCGUCAGCCUCAACGCCUCCGGGAAGGUCGUCCGCCUCUCCCACAACGAGGAGACGCAGGAAGCCAGUUCGGAGUGCUUCUAUGUACCCAAAUGCAGAAAGGACCACGCGGCCAUGCACACAAUAAUCGCAAACAUAUCCGAGCGUUUGAAGCCGCAGCAGCAGGUGCCCUGCUACUACGACCCGGACGAGCGGCAGGACAACGUGAUCCUGACGCGGCUGUACAGCCAGGGGGCGCUGUUCCACUCCCUCCUCUGGCCCUCCUGUAUGUUUGCGGGCGGUACCCUCAUCAUCCUCAUGGUGAAGCUCACGCAGCAUCUGUCCAUCCUCUGUGAACAGAUUGGCAAGGCCAAAAGGUGAAACGGGGGCCACUGUGGCACCCCCGGACCAUGGAGAGAAGCCAUGGGGAGACGCAUCCACGCAUCGUCACCAGAGAACCUUAAAGACUUUCGGUAACACUACUUGAAGCAUAGUCUCUGAAUCCUGUGUAAUGCUGCCAUAAAAAUGACAUAACAUCUGCCAUGACCAGCCAUGGCAGUGCAUUACAGCUCAACACAAAUGCCAUAACUGUCAUAAUGUAUGCAGACUCAAAACAAGUGCUAUAAAAUGAUAAUGUAUGCAGCAAAUUUUACAUAUGCAGCAAAUUGUGACAUAUCAUUAUAUGACUGCUUCAUAUAAUAUGACAGUGUUAUGACAUGACUGGUUAUGCCAGGUGUUAUGUCAUGCUUAUGACAAACAGUAGGUACCAUAUAGGUUUAUGGAAUAUAGUUAAUAUAGACUUAUUUAUCACCUAGAGUUUCCCAUCCCUCAUUGAAAGAGAUUUCACUGUGUAUUUAUUACUACUUUUAGAGGUGGUUUUGAAUGGGUACAUUGGUAGCGUAAUAACUUCUGUUCAGAGCAGAAGUAUAAUUUAAGAGUUUUAUACACCAUAUGAAUGUAUAUCCUGAUACUGAAAGGCUCACAGAUGUUUCUUGUGUACCAUUUCUUUACGCGUAUAUGUGUAGCACAAUGAUUUUGUUGGCUGAAAUGUUUUAAGCUACAUUGAUAAUCAUAAAGUGACCUUCCAUUAAUCUUACUAUGGCUAUAGUAAUUUGUUCCGGGAGAGAGUUUUGUUAAGAAAAAUGCCAAAAUUUUCAAAGCCAACCAUACCUUUUCUUGGUUAUGAAUAAUAUGAAAUUAUCAGUAGAUCUGGGUAAUCCAUGAUGGUCAUUCUGUGUGGUGAAAACAAGUUUUCUUAUUGCAUUGUUUAAAAUGCUAAACAACCAGGAAUGUUACUGCAUAAAUGUUUUUCUUCAAAACGAUAUGAGCUCUGCUAUGUUUGGAAACUCCUGAAAGUGCAAAGUUAAUUCUGUAAAUGACAAAGAACAAAGAACUUCAUUUCUAAGGACCGGUUUACUGCCCCAUGACUAAUGUGCUGCAUAUGUCUGUAAAGAUUUUAUUUUCUCAUUAUGGAAGCUAAUCUUUUGAAAUGUGUCUUUAGUUUUGAAUUGCAAAUUAUUUUUGUUGUAUUAACAACUUAAGCACAAUUUUAUCCUCAUUACAUAUACCCAUGACAUAGACCUAUUUUUGUUAUAUCAUCAUGCUCAUUGCCUCUAUGAAAAUGUUAUCCUUAUAUAUUUUAUAUACUGACCCUGUUGGCAAAUGCAGGUCUCAAUCUGAGUCCUUUGCAGAUGUAUGUGUGUGUGUGUGUGUGUAAAACCAGUCAAAUGGUGACCGAUAUCUGUGUUCCCAUUCAAACAAAUUUGAGUCAAAUGGCAAUAAUUGAUUUUCAUGACAUAUUAUUUUUAAACUGCUGUAAAUAAAUAUUUUCUAUACUGUCGAUAUUA
Messenger RNA from Anguilla anguilla (European eel), 3429 nucleotides. Its product is annotated as calcium-activated potassium channel subunit beta-2-like. NCBI's taxonomy places the organism in Eukaryota, Metazoa, Chordata, Actinopteri, Anguilliformes, Anguillidae. Gene Ontology annotation, cellular component: voltage-gated potassium channel complex; membrane. Bases 1094 to 1963 code for a protein of 289 amino acids. The transcript is spliced from 4 exons. The record is from RefSeq and is a predicted model, not a curated record. Gene Ontology annotation, molecular function: potassium channel regulator activity; calcium-activated potassium channel activity. Gene Ontology annotation, biological process: detection of calcium ion; potassium ion transport.